UAUCUUUUUUGUGGAACAGAUCUGCGCUGUGUUCAAAAACAAAAAUGUUUAAUAAUUUUGUAUGAUUUGAUCUUGUCCACGAACCUCUGGUGCUUCGUUACAAAAGACGGAAGAAUGCCUGUUAUGGAAACCUGUUGGUCACCGUGGCUUCACUACACGGACAUCAAGGAAGCUUCUAAGGCCGUUGCUGCCUAUACACUAGCCAUCAGCGUUAUUGGAAUCGUUUAUUCGGUUUAUGUGAUGCUCGGAGGCGUUUCCUCAGAAUUCUUUGGACCACUUUUUGAGACUGACACGAGAAACACUGCGAAAUAUGCCGGAGGAUUUUUGAUAAUUUUCUGCCUAAUAUACAUCGGGUUCUCAAUUCUGAUGAUGUUCGGAAUUGCGAGAGAAGUGCGCGGAUUCAUCCUGCCUUGGAUGAUCCAAACGGUUCUUUCCUGCAUGAGCAUCACAGCGUUUGGUCUCUGGGUUUUGUGCUCGUACUACACAAACCUUUGGUCUGUGUUCGCAUUCAUAGUGAUCAUGUUGUGCAGCGCAUUGCAUAUUUACUGCUAUCUCUGUGUGUAUUCCUUCUACCGUGAGGUGAAGAAGUUCCAGAAGCCCAACAUCGUUCCUCUCUGGGAUGAAGAGUUCGAUUAUUGAGGGAGACAUCAUCAAAAUAUUAUUCUUACGCGGGGAAAUGUUCGCAAUAUUUGUUACGAAAGAAUCAUUUUUGUCGACGAAGUUCAUUCCGUCCUGUUACAUGGUUACUUUUAUACAGUUGUUGAGAAACUAUGUGCUUGAAUAUUCCGCCAGAAACAUUGAUAUCGUUUUUUCUGUGAACCUCAGCUUUUAUCUCGUAUUCAUGGUGAGAAGCACUGAAUACAAAAGACGUUCUGUGGUGGUACAUUUGAACCUCCAUGUAUCAAGCCUCGUUAUUCCGGAUUUUUUUCAAUUCCCU
Molecule: messenger RNA, 937 nt
Organism: Notodromas monacha
Lineage: Eukaryota; Metazoa; Arthropoda; Ostracoda; Podocopida; Cyprididae
Source: the annotation of a GenBank genome assembly